AUGGCGCUCAAUGCUGGUUCUCACAACAUAGCGGGCGAGGAGACUGGCCCUGUAACUGGGCAACCCCCGCCACUCUCGAAUGAAACGAAAAGUGAGAUACUUCACUCUUCAACGCAAGAUGCUACCGGCCAGAAUGCCCCAGGUCGCGACGGUGGAGAUGCAAACGCCGAGAAGAAAGUAAAGUCUGCGAAAGAGCUAGAAAAAGAACGCAAGAAAGCGGAGAAGGAUGCGAAGUUUAGAGAGAAGCAGAAGAAACAACAAGAGCAGGCUACUGCAAGCUCAAAAGCGAAGAAGAAGUCUGACACAAAGAAGGAGGCCUUACCAGAAUACGUAGAAGAGACUCCCAAGGGUCAGAAGAAAAUUUUGAAGCCUCUAGAUGACGAAUGGCACAAGGCAUAUCACCCCAAAGUUGUUGAGUCUGCAUGGUACGACUGGUGGGAGGCAGAAGGCUUCUUCAAGCCGCAGUUCACACCAGAAGGGGACGUCAAGCCCGCAGGUCACUUCGUGAUUCCCAUACCACCUCCCAACGUUACGGGAGCAUUGCAUUGCGGACACGCUCUCGCUACUGCGCUCCAAGACACCCUUAUACGAUGGCAUCGGAUGAAGGGGUUCACCGUCCUGUACCUUCCGGGAUGCGAUCAUGCUGGUAUAUCAACACAGUCCGUGGUGGAAAAGAUGCUUUGGAGACGGGAGAAGAAAACACGUCAUGAUCUGGGCCGACAGGAGUUCACAAAAGUCGUAUGGGAUUGGAAAGAUGAGUAUCAUCAGAAGCUCGUGGCUGUAUUGAAGCGACUUGGUGGAUCGAUGGACUGGUCAAGGGAGGCCUUCACUAUGGACGCCAAUCUUUCAAAGGCAGUUACAGAGACAUUCGUCAGAUUACACGAAGAGGGAUAUAUCUAUCGGUCCAACCGCCUGGUGAGCUGGUGUACUCAACUUAAUACGGCCCUUAGCAACAUUGAAGUUCAAAACAAAGAGAUCACGGGACGCACCAAGAUCUCCGUGCCCGGGUACGACAAGAUGAUUGAAUUUGGAGUGCUCACAUAUUUCAAAUAUCCAAUCGAAGGUGAAGAGGCCAUUACUGUGGCCACGACCCGGCCCGAAACCAUGCUUGGAGACUCCGGUAUUGCCGUGCAUCCGGACGACGAGCGUUAUAAACACUUAAUUGGAAAGAAAGCAAAACAUCCAUUCGUAGACCGAGAGCUGCCAAUCGUAGCAGACACUUAUGUUGAGAAGGAUUUCGGUACCGGCGCGGUAAAGCUGACCCCAGCACAUGACCAGAACGAUUUCGAGCUUGGUAAACGCCAUAAUCUCGCUUUUAUCAACAUUCUUAACGACGAUGGUACUCUUAAUCAGAAUGGUGGCAAAUUUGCGGGACAAAAGCGUUUCGAUGUACGCUAUACUGUCGUCAAAGAACUAACAGACCUUGGCCUGUUCGUAAAACAAGAGGACAACCCAAUGAAGAUUCCCCUCUGUGAGAAAUCGAAAGAUGUUAUUGAGCCAUUGAUCAAGCCGCAAUGGUGGAUGAAAAUGGGAGAACUUGCGGAGGAGGCUGUCAAGGUGGUGAAGGCCGGUGAGAUCAAGAUUCGACCUCAAAAAUCAGAAGACGAAUACUACCGCUGGAUGAGCAAGGUCAAUGACUGGUGUCUCUCGCGUCAAUUGUGGUGGGGCCAUCAAGCACCUGCAUAUUUUGUAAAGAUUGACGGCCACGAUCUACAGAAGGACAAUGCAGAUGGUGAAUAUUGGGUCACAGGCCGCACAGAAGAAGAUGCCCAACAAAAGGCUACGAAGAAGUUUCCAGGACAGAAAUUCAGUCUCGAAAGGGACCCCGACGUCUUGGACACAUGGUUCUCAUCUGGACUAUGGCCAUUUUCAACAUUAGGCUGGCCUGACAAGACCCACGACUUUGAAAAACUUUUCCCUACUUCUGUUCUAGAGACAGGUUGGGACAUCCUGUUCUUCUGGGUCGUCCGCAUGAUAUUCCUUUCUCUAAAGCUUACCGGAAAAGUGCCUUUUAGCGAGGUAUAUUGUCAUUCACUUAUCCGCGACUCAGAUGGCCGUAAGAUGUCUAAAUCUCUGGGUAAUGUCAUAGAUCCGAUCGAUAUUCUAGAGGGAAUCACACUACCGGACCUCCAUGCCAAGUUGCACGUUGGCAAUCUAGACCCGAAGGAGGUGAAGAACGCCGAGAGAUACCAGAAGGCUGCUUUUCCUCAGGGCAUGCCUGAGUGUGGUGCUGACGCGCUUCGAUUCUCACUGAUUCAAUAUACUACUGGUGGUGGUGAUAUUGCUUUCGAUAUCAAAGUAAUGCAUGCGCACCGUAGAUUCUGUAACAAGGUAUACCAAGCAACGAAAUAUGUAUUGGGGUCACUUGGCGCAGGUUACCAGCCGCAGAAGUCUAGCGCCUUGUCUGGAAAUGAGUCUAUGGGUGAAAAGUGGAUUUUACAUAAGCUCAGCAUUGCUUCAAAGGACAUCGAUAAAGCGUUGACCAAUCGCGAAUUCUCCAGAGCGACAAUCAUCGCUCACAAGUAUUUCUAUGAUAACUUGUGCGAUAUCUUCAUCGAAAUCUCAAAACCUGCUUUGAAGGAGGGCUCUUCCGAAGAGCAGGCAUCGACAAAAGCAACACUAUACACGGCACUAGAAGGUGGAUUGACGAUGCUGCACCCAUUCAUACCGUUCGUAACAGAGGAACUUUGGCAACGUCUUCCCCGUCGCCCAGACGAUUCAACACCUUCGAUUUGUCUUGCAGCAUACCCACAAUACGUUUCAGAGUUCGAUGAUUCUGUGUCGGAGGCCCGCUUCCAACUGGCCUUGGAUGUCAAGCUUGGAAUCACGAACCUCAUCAAUGAUUUCAAGCCGGAGAACGCCAAGAUCCUGAUCCAGGCAUUCGACCAGGAUUCUGAACAGAUUCUUGCAGCAGGUCUCUCCGAAAUCAAGCGUUUGUCGCAGUAUCUCAAGACCUCGUCCAUCGAGAUCUUGCCAUCUUCGCAGCCGAUGCCCAAAGGAUACGGUGUAACAGUCGUGUCGCCAACUGUAGCUGUCUACGCAGAAAUACAAGAUCUCGACAUCGAGUCACAGGUAAAGAACGCAACAGAGGCCAUGAGCAAGGCUACCGACGGCGUCAAGGAACAGCGCAAAGUCUUGGACGAGCCCGAGUUCGCGGAGAAGUCAAGUAAAGACGCGCAAAUCCUUGAGCAGAAGAAGUACGAUGAUUUCCUCGCGGAACAGAAAACUUGGGAGCAUAUCAUUGAACAGUUUCACACAAUGAAGCUAUAA
Messenger RNA from Pseudovirgaria hyperparasitica, 3270 nucleotides. Its product is annotated as valyl-tRNA synthetase. Gene Ontology annotation, molecular function: valine-tRNA ligase activity; ATP binding; aminoacyl-tRNA deacylase activity. The coding region runs from base 1 to 3270 and encodes 1089 amino acids. Gene Ontology annotation, biological process: valyl-tRNA aminoacylation. Gene Ontology annotation, cellular component: cytosol. The transcript has 5 exons. The record is from RefSeq and is a predicted model, not a curated record. NCBI's taxonomy places the organism in Eukaryota, Fungi, Ascomycota, Dothideomycetes, Acrospermales, Acrospermaceae.